This is a messenger RNA of Varroa destructor (honeybee mite), 3727 nucleotides long. Its product is annotated as serine/threonine-protein kinase SBK1-like. Lineage: Eukaryota; Metazoa; Arthropoda; Arachnida; Mesostigmata; Varroidae. Gene Ontology annotation, molecular function: protein tyrosine kinase activity; ATP binding; protein serine/threonine kinase activity. The record is from RefSeq and is a predicted model, not a curated record. Gene Ontology annotation, biological process: protein phosphorylation.
CCUAGGAAGAAAUAUUUGUGAUAGUGUCAAUAAUUGGCAUCGUAAUAAUAAGACAUCGACAAUAACAAUAGCUAAAAGCACAGCUGCCAGCCAAUCGGUUAGUCUUUACGAAAAUCCGAUUUCCUGCUAGUGCAUCUGCUAUUUACCGCUACUACAACAACUAAAGGCAGUGUCUUUUAUAUCUGCCCGAAUCUGUAGUUUUCUUCUGACAGUCGUCCACUACCACAGCCAUCAGCAGCGAUCAAUGAACACUUGUUUUAACCAGCCGACUGAACUUAUCAAACGUCAUAAACAGUUUAAGAUUCAGCCGUAGUGCGUUGUUUGCAAUGAAUAAUGAUCGAUGAAUCCAUCGACGAACCUCAUCCACGGACCAGCCUACUGCGGCUAGCCUCGACUCCCAACUUAUAAUUGUUGCUCUUUCAACUAUUUGGAACACUCAGUGACUAGCUGGUCCCACCUUAUGUAAUUGCUGCUGCCGCCGCACUUGUCGCUGUCCAGUAGAUGCUCCGCGUUGUAACGCUCAACGUCCAGUCCCCGUUUCGUGCCACCUAAAUUCCGGCUCCGUUGAAAUGCCCGCUUGCAAUGUGACCGUAAUGGCAGCCCCACAUAGUAACCAUCAUCAUCAUCAGGAGGGAGGACAACUGCCAAGCCAUCCGGGUCCUCACCAGGGCCACGGACAUCAGACAGUGGCAGUGGCUCAUCUACAUCCAGGCCACCAUCCCUCACAGGGUCAUCUGGAUGCCAGCGGUGCGGCACAUUUUAAAAGACAGGCGAGCAUUCAUCGGGUGCGAGAUAUUCAACCCCAAUCGCUGACGAUGGAGAACGACUACGACGUCGUGAAGGAAAUUGGCGCCGGAGACUAUGGGAAAGUUCUGCUUGCUAAACACAAAGUCACCAAAGAGGAGGUUGCAUUAAAAGCUGUCCCGCGGGCAACGACAGCGUUGCGAGACUUCCUCACUGAGUUUCACUAUUCGUACUUUCUGUCACCACAUCCAUCUGUACUGGACACAUAUGAUGUCUGUUUUGAAACAAUUGACUACUAUUUUUUCGCCCAGGAAGUGGCACCGUUGGGCGACUUGUGGCAUUGGAUCGAAGCUGCAGGAGGCCUGGACGAACAAGAUCUCAAGGACAUCUUACGACAGAUCGUACCUGCCCUUGAAUUUAUGCAUAGCAAGGACCUUGUGCACAGGGAUGUGCGCGCCGAGAACGUACUCGUUUUCAAGCACGAUUUCUCCAAGGUCAAAUUGACAGAUUUCGGUCUGACGCGUCGCGCUGGGACGCUGGUCAAGAAGCGCGCCCGUUCGUUACCCACUUGUCCGCCGGAAAUCUGGGAGAUGUUAAGCAUGGAGGGAUACACUGUGGAAACAGGCUCCGAUGGUUGGCAGCUCGGGAUGCUUGUUUUUAUCGGACUCACAGCCAGGUUUCCCUGGGAAAAAGCCGACAUUACCGAUCUGCGCUUCAACGAAUUCAUGGACUGGCAAAAACGCAAAACGAUCCGUACUCCUAAGGAGUUUAAACGUUUUUCGCCUAGGCUUCUUAGGUUGUUUCGAAGGCUAUUGGAGCAGAAACCGAAGAAUCGAUACGAGGUGUCCGAAGUAAACAAGUACUAUGACGACCGGUGGUUAAUGAAUCGAUCUCCACGGACAAGCAAAGUUGCAGAGAUGUACGAUUCGGGCAUGCAGCCCGGCAAACACUCGGGUACGUCUUCGGGAACGACGGCAGCUCAGACUGGGGGGGGCAAUUCGCAUCUCCUGUCGCCCCACAAUUCUUCGAGAGAGGGUUCCCACUCGCGUAAGAACUCGUGGACAAACAAAUCAAGAGAAGCUACGCCCUCACCCGUUAACUAGACAAUACCACUACUCUAGGCAAUUAUUAUCAGAUGGUUAAUAAUACAGACUAUAAUAAUGAAAUUCUAGUUUACAAUACUAAUAAUUGUUAAGUUCGAAAGAAACUGAAUUAGCAGUAGUCAUCGUAGUCUUCUUUUUUAAAACCAUUUGGCCAUUUAGCAGAUGAUGUGUUAUAAGCAAAUUCACUACUGAUCUGAGGCAGCCGGCUCUUACGCUGUUCCGGCUAAACGAAAACUAAGAAGAACCGAUCAUUCAAGCAGCCCAGUAGAAAAAAGCCUCAUUCUAAAAAUUGAAAAAUCCGUAGCCCAUUGGAUUCAGCUAGCGUACAGGCAUGUAAAAGUAGGAAGCGAAUUUUUUCAAGAAAUAGGUGACGGGAACAACUGGGCUUCAAGCUGGAACAGGAAGAUAUUCAUUGCUUUCGAGUAAGUGCGUUAUGUAUGUAGUUUUCGCUAACUACGUUGGCAACUACUUAGACAAAUUUCAUCGACACUGCGACAGCUAUGGUGCUGCUCAGACAAAGAUAAAAACGGGUAGCGGUAGCAAAAGCAGCAAUAAUAUAAUCGGAAGCGAUCAUAAAAGCAAACGCGUAACAAAAACGUGUGAAAAACGCCGAAAUAUUCUCAUCGUUUAACGUUUAUGAUGAGAAAACAACUAUUUGACGAUCGUCAAGGACAAAGAUAGAAGGAGAAAAAAAUACAAAAUAAAGAAACACAGCUGGAAAGAACUCUGUCAUUCUAGAAAGUAUCUUGAAAGCUGGCUUCCGUCGAAUGCGGCAAAACCUGUUAACCUAACAAGUAGCGUACACUAAAAAUGGAGGCAUAAUGCCCUUUCAGAUCAUCUCAUAGUCCUCUUAGCUGCAUAAAAUGUAUUGUUGUUACUAUUAUUAUCAUUAUUUAGUACUUUGUGCGUUACUAUUACUACACUCGCAUUGUUGUUUGUGCCGGUCCCCUUAUCUUUAGAGAUGUGAGCCACGUAUCGUGUACAUGCGCAUCGCAUGUUUCUACCUAAUAUGCUACUCCGUAGGUAAGUACAUACCUACAGGCGUACCUUGUCCUUAUUAUAGAAAUGUUGAAGUAUAAAAGUUCUUCAUUGUAACCUGACUCACAGAAUUCACAACAUCUCCACAGCCGGUAGAAAUACCAAAACCCGCAUCAGUUUCAGUAGUGAUGAUGUAGCCAGGCGACAACGUUCGACACCAAGUAAUAUCGAGAGCCUGGAUACAGCAGUAUUGAGAUCACAGGACACAAAUAUUUCCUAUACAUAUCUGAUGUUAUUAUAGGUCAGACAUGGUAGCAGUUUAAUAUAGGAACGUAUUUAUUACAUAGAUAUUCGCUAACGACCAUGAUAAACGCAAGAGGAAAGAAAUGCCGCACAUUUUUUACCGCAUAGUGCAAUAAGAAUAAUUUAGAAAAAUGCAGUAGGGAACACGUUCGCGAAAGCUUCCCGCUUCGUAACUAUGAUUACAACAGAUUCAUCCACAUAGCGGUUUCUAAUCAAUGAAAUUGUAUUUAUGACAAGGAAAUUGUUCGAGCGAAAACGAGAAUGACAGCUGUUAGCUAUUACAGCCGUUAGCUACGUUGUUUGCUCGCGUGGCUGCUCUUCGAGACCGCCGAUAUGCAUGAGAGCGAUCGAUACGCUCAAUUGUUUCGUUCCGUUCUCUAUUCUUUUCUGUGUCGUUCUACUCAUAGAAACGUUACUUGAAUGCUUCUCUGUUAUCCACAAACUACAUGCAUAGAAGAGUAGUAAACACUGGUCCAAAUCAAAGGAUAUGUGCGGACUGAAAGCCGGUAAGGAGCAACAAUGUUCUGGUAGAGUUAAAAAAAAAACCGAAAUGAUCCGCAAUUGUCGCUGUAUAAACAAUGUAUAUAAUCAAUAACAAA